Didymosphaeria variabile is the source of this 1479-nucleotide messenger RNA. RefSeq lists its product as uncharacterized. NCBI's taxonomy places the organism in Eukaryota, Fungi, Ascomycota, Dothideomycetes, Pleosporales, Didymosphaeriaceae. Bases 1 to 1479 code for a protein of 492 amino acids. The transcript has a single exon. The record is from RefSeq and is a predicted model, not a curated record. Gene Ontology annotation, molecular function: protein binding.
AUGGCGUCGUUCCUUAGCUGUCCUACUGAGCUCGCAGAUACCAUCCUUGAGCAAGUGUCAUUUCGUGACCUUACUGCUGUGAGCCUCGUUAACAAGAAGCUACACAAAUUCGCAACGCCGCAUCUUUAUUCACAAGUCAACUUCACCAUCUAUCGAGAUAACCCGCGCCCUAUAAUGCAUCUCGCCCGGACUAUAUUCAAUAAGCCUGAGCUAGCAAAACUCGUUAAAAGUGUGCGUUUGCGCGAUGGGGAGGAGAGUAUUCAGAGUAUGUGGGAGCCGGGAGAUUGGUACGGGCAAUACAAAGUGCCUCUGGCUUCUCCGCCACACCCGGCAGCAGAUGAUGGGUUACCUGAGUUUGUCUCAUUUAUUGCGGAAUCUGGUCUCUCGUACGCCGAUAUCUGGAUAGACAAACUCCAGGUGGGUGACCUAAAUGCCUUCGUUGCCCUGUUAAUCUCCAAAUUACCUAAUCUCGCACGUUUUCGUGUUGGGUAUGCGGCUAUCCUACCUUUCCUCGGGACGAGGACAAGCGCGAAAACCAAACCAAGGAUCGUUUAUGACGACGCCUUUCUAGGAAAGCUUUUCCAAUCUGCUGUUUUCGAUACAUCGAAUCACGGGCUCUCUCGAUUCGAGCACCUAGAAGAGAUCUUUUUCCCUGGACCUCUAGAAUCGGACCCUGGCCCAAAUCCAGAUUUUUGCCAUCCUCAAGGCCUAUUUACUCUUCUUAACCUUCCGUCCAUGCGCAGCAUUUCAGGUUGGUGUUUCAACCCUAAGACGUUGCCGUUCACCUGGCCAUCAGGCCUACCAGACCUUACCAAUCUCACGUCGCUAUCUCUAAAAUACGUUCACAUUAAUUUCCUUGCACAAGUCCUUGAAAGAACUCGGAAUCUCAAGACGUUGAGCUGGGAGUGGUUCUACAUACCGGAUUACGGCGAUCAGUUCAAUACGGACACGCUUAACCUCGACAAAUUUGUCGAAGCGUUGAUGCCGGUGCAAGAGACUCUCGAGGACCUGACAAUCAAAUUCACCAACUGCAUGGGGACGUGGGAUCCCGACGUCCAGCGUAUCAAUGUCACAGGGUCCUUGAAUGGUCUUCAACAGUUCACUGGUAUCAAGCGAUUCUGGGCACCGUUCCAACUGCUGCUUCCGGACUGGGAGUCCAAUGCAAAUUGGGCCCGCCGGCUGGAAGACAGUCUGCCACGCAAUGUUGAAGUCGUCACAGUCACAGAUUCUGUUGCAUCAACAGAUGGUUAUCCGUACGAUGAACCUGACGAGUUCGCUUUUCUCGGGCGCUGGCUCCAUGAAACGGCAGCGACGAGGACGCCGCACCUUAGCGAGGUCAUUGUCUAUAUGUCGGAUAGGUCCGGCUUUCUUGAGUCUUACGAAAGUUUUGAUAUGGUCCACCAGGCAUUUGAGGGGACGAAUGUGAAGUACAGAAUUAUCGAUGAGGAUAAGGAGGUGCGACUAUGGGAAGUUGUAUGA